Molecule: messenger RNA, 426 nt
Organism: Hirsutella rhossiliensis
Lineage: Eukaryota; Fungi; Ascomycota; Sordariomycetes; Hypocreales; Ophiocordycipitaceae
Exons: 1
Coding region: 1-426 (141 amino acids)
Source: RefSeq, a predicted model, not a curated record
AUGGAGCUGUGGGUGUUUGACCGCGGCCAAGCAACUAUACCUCGGGAACCGACCAUCUUUUCGCGAGUGUGCAAGGACAUUGUCAGCGACGGGCUCACCUGCUACCGCGCAAGACUGUCAACCUCUGAACACUGGGACCACGCCGUCAAGGUCAAGUGGUUGCCGGCCAGCAGUCCGUCCGAGCUCGAGAUGGUGGAGCUGGCCAAGCAAAGAAACGUCUGGGGAGUGUUGCGCCUCCUGGACCACCAGAGGCCUCGCAGCACCAACGGUCUGCACCACGGGUUGCUGUUUGGUGCGCGGCGAAACGGUCUCCAUCGCGCAGCGGCAAGACUGGAUCCGUCCUUGAGCAUAUGGCAACCCAAUCAGCAACACGGUUCUCAGCUGCACGGCCGCGACACCGCUCGGCGAAUCCCUCUACAAAUUUGA